ACCUGAUCAUAUUAAAUUUUUUAUUAAACUUGAACUUGGUUCUGAACUGUAGUAAGAGUUUUUUUGCACUGCAUAACACUACCCACAAUUUUGGCAUGUUUCCAAAGAGACAAGAUAAUUUGCAAUACUUAAUUAAUGCUAAGAUACUGCUGUUUCUGUUAAAGACAAAUGUAACCCUGUCUGUGAAAUCCAGGAUAAAGUCGCAUAAUUUAAUUAUGAGAUGAGGAUCACAGGUAUAGUCAUAAAAAUUGAGAGAGAGUUCUCACUGCAGACAUCUGGAUCCAACUCCUCCUACUUUAUAUACUUGGCUGCAAAAAAAGUUUCAAUGAAGCCUGAUGAAGUAAAUCUUAUACACUUGGAGAGCCAUGGCCAGUAAUAAUAACACCCAAAGGAGUGAGAAUGAGGAUACAGUCACUAGCAUUGAACUGAGUAUUUUCAGUUUGGUUCAGCGGGAGGACUCUGACAUCUUUGUGCCUCAUGUGUCAAUGAAAAGUAAUCAAUCGAUGGGACAUCCUUACAACUUAAGCAAUGAUACAGAAGUCAGAUUGGUUCAGCAGGAGGACUCUGACGUCUUUGUGCCUCAUGCUGUGUCAAUGAAAAGUAAUCAAUCGAUGGGACAUCCUUACAACUUAAGCAAUGAUACAGAAGUCAGAUUGGUUCAGCGGGAGGACUCUGACUUUGUGCCUCGUGCUGUGUCAAUGAAAAGUAAUCAAUCGAUGGGACAUCCUUACAACUUAAGCAAUGAUACAGAAGUCAGAACUCAGCAAAAGGAACUGAGUUCAAAGAUUUCAAAUGAGGACUUGAUCUGGAUUAUUUCAUUUAAGCAGACAUUGAAGAACAGAUAUCAAUGUAUAUUUGAGGGAAAUGAAGAGCACAGGAGCCCUGCUCUGCUCAACAACAUCUACACUGAGCUCUACAUCACCGACGCUGGAAGUAGUGUCAACGCAGAACAUGAAAUCAGACAGAUUGAGACAGUAUCUAAUCAUCCGAGCACAUGGGACACACCAAUCCCAGUGAAUGGUGUCUUUAAAGGUUCUGCUGGGUCUAAACCAAUACAAACUGUGCUAACAAAGGGAAUCGCUGGCAUUGGGAAAACUGUGUCCGUGCAGAAGUUCACCCUGGACUGGGCUGAGGAUAAAGCCAACCAGGACAUUCACAUGAUAUUUCCACUUCCAUUUCGUGAGCUGAAUAGAUUUAAGAAAGAGAAAGUUACUCUGAUCCAGAUUCUCCAGCAUUUCUACGAUCUCAAAAUAGAAGCAAACGUGUUGAACUCAGGCAAAUACAGGUCAGUUUUCAUCUUCGAUGGACUUGACGAAUGUCGAUUUCCUCUGGAUUUCCAGAAGAACAAGAGUUGCUCCAGUGUGACAGAAGCGGUCUCAAUUGGUGCUCUACUGACAAACCUCAUCUGCAAGAACUUGCUUCCUUCUUCUCAGCUAUGGAUAACCUCACGACCAGCUGCGAUCGGUCAAAUACCACCUGACCUUAUUGACCAACUGACCGAGGUAAGAGGCUUCAAUGACUCCCAAAAGGAGGAGUACUUUGCCAAAAGGAUAAGCGAUCCAGACAUGUGCCAUAGGAUCAUCUUGCACUUGAAGUCAUCAAGAAUCCUUCACGUCAUGUGCCACAUCCCGGUGUUCUGUUGGAUAUCAGCUACAGUUCUUGAAGGGAUAUUUGGUGAGUUCAAGAGUAGAGAAAUGCCCAAGACACUCACGCAAAUGUACGCACACUUCCUGAUUUUCCAGACCAAGCAAAUGAGUCACAAAUACGAUGUGAAUUGCAAGGCAGAUUUCAACUGGGAUAGCCAGAGCACUUUGUUGCUUGGCAAACUGGCCUUUCAACAGCUUGAAAAGGGUAAUUUAUUGUUCUACGAGGAUGAUCUUAGGGAAUGUGGUGUUGAUCCCAACCUCGCCUCAGUGUUUUCUGGACUUUGCACACAGAUCUUCCGAGAAGAGGCAGGACUACACCAGGAGAGGAUGUUCAGCUUCUUCCACGCUAGUAUCCAGGAGUUUUUAGCUGCCUUUUACGCCUUCCUUAUGUUCGUCAACAGUCAGCAAAAUGUCCUCAGUCAUAAGACAAAUGCAAAAUUCGAAAGUGCUUUUAAAAAACCUUCAAUGCAUGAGUUCUUGAAGUUUGCUGUGGAUAAGGCUCUAGCAAGUGAUAAUGGACACUUAGACCUUUUACUCCGUUUUUUGCUGGGACUUUCCCUUGUGUCCAAUCAGACUCUUCUACAACCACUGCUAACUGAGACAUGGAGUGACCCCGAGGGCAGCAAAAAAACUCUUCGGUACAUCAAGGAAAAAAUCAGGUUCCAACUUUCGGCAGAAAAAGCAAUAAGUCUCUUUCACUUUCUCAGUGAACUAAAGGAUGAUUCCCUGGUAGAGGAAGUGCAGGAAUACCUAAAGUCGGGUGGCUUUAGAGGUGAAAAGCUCUCUCCAUCACACUGCUCUGCUUUGGCCUACACUCUGCUGAUAUCUGCUGAGGAACUGGAUGUGUUUAACUUGACUAAAUGUAUUGAUCCGAGAUGGAUCUCAGAUGAGGGACUGUUGAGACUCCUGCCAGUGAUCAAAGCAUCCCGAUUAACUCUGCUGAGAUUGUGUAAUGUGACAGAGAAAGUCUGGAAAGGGCUGAGCUCUGUUCUCAGCUUAAGUGGCUCAUGUAUGAGAGAGCUCGAUUUAAGUUCCAGCAAUCUUAAUGAUACAGGAAUAUACCAUCUUGUUGUUGGACUGGGGAAUCCUCAGUGUAAACUAGAGGUUUUGAGACUUUUUAAUUGUAGCAUAGGUGAGGACGGCUGUGCCUCUCUAGCCUCAGCUCUGAGGUCAAACCCAUCUCACUUAAAAGAACUUGAUUUAACACACAACCAGCCUCAUGAUACAGGUGUAAAAAUGCUUUCUGAUGUGCUGGCAAACGUAAGCUGUAAACUGGAAACACUCAGGUUUAUGGGUUGUGAACUGACCAGGAAAAGCUGUGCAGCAUUGGCCGAAGCACUUCAGUCAACCUGUUCUAGCUUGAAACAUCUGGACUUGAGCUUGAAUUGUCUUGAGGAUUCAGGAGUAAAACUGCUUUGUGCUGGUCUGAAGAACCCUCUCUGUAAGCUCGAGACACUGAGCCUCUCAGAUUGUGAAAUUACAGCCGCCGGAUGUUCAAAACUGGCAUCUGCUUUAGAGUCGAACCCAUCACAUUUGAGAGUGCUGGACCUUAGUCUGAAUGACCUUACAGACACAGGAGUGACAGACCUGCUUCCAGUGUUUGUUAAUCUAGAUAAACUAUGGCUGAAUAAUUGCAAUCUCACAGAAAGGAGCUGUCAUACGAUGGCUUAUGCAGACCCUUCCAAAUGCUCUAAACUGAGGGAAUUGAACCUAAAUGCUAAUGCGAUAAUGGAUUUUGGAUUGAAGCAUUUUGCCGUGGGAUUAUGUAAUCUUCUAUCAAGUCUCCAGUCACUAAGUUUAACAUACUGUAGUGUUACGGAACAGGGCUGUGCUUUCCUGGCAUCAGCUAUAAGAUCAAACUACUCACAGCUAAGAGAACUGGAUCUCAGAGGAAACAAACUAUCCGAUUCAGGGGCUAAACUACUAACAGAUCUGCUAGAAGAUCCGAAGUGUAAACUAGAAACUCUGGCAUUGUAUCCAGACAUCCACUGUGAUGAUGAUGAUGAGAGUUAAUAUAGGCGAAUAACAGAAAAAAAUGGACUGAUAUUCUCCUAGCACCCCAUCGUGAUGUUUUUCAUCAUAUAAAUUAUUCAAACAUGCAUGGAACAGCCAUCACGGAAACUGGAGUUUGGUAAAAGGUUUGGAACAUUUGUCAUGGUGUAGCCUACGUAAUUAUGUGCGUGACUUGUGAGCUAGAUUGAAUCGAAAGUUUCCCAACAUGAGUUAUGAGCUGCUAUUCACGUGUGAAAAAUGAGGAAUAACAGGUUUGCUGAAUUAGUCAGACAUGUGAGUUUUGAGAGAAGUUGCUACAACCAAUCAAUUAGUCUGAACACUCUGUAGUAACUGCCUAGCAACCACAUUUAAAAAACGUAGCAACAUACAUCCAUUCAAACACACAAACAUGACAUCUCUAUUUAUACCGUGCAAGUAUUAAACUGCAUAAGUAAACUUUCAAAAUAAUAUUAAACUACAUUAAAAUGUGUUUUAAACCUCCAGACAAGGCUUUGUCGAGUCAAAUGCUGUACUUUUCUUUCCCAUACUGAUUUAUUGAUAUUUUCGCUUUCAGACCAGUGUUGUAUGAUUCAAUAAAAAUGAUGUAAAUCUCACUGUAAACAGCAGAGGGCGGUACAGUAUAGUUCAAUGCUGUCAGUGCAAAGAUAUUACAGUAUUUUAUCAGUUUUGUCAUGAUGUUUUCUCUGAGCUGUAAUGAAAAGUUGUUUCACAAUGUAGUUUGGUGUUUUAACUUUCUAUGUAUUAUGAUACCGUUGGGCUUUUACUGUGUAAAGGUAAUUCUUUUUUAUUAGAACAUAUAAUAAUAUGUAUUAUAUUAAUAUCUGCAUUUGUGUUGCCUCAAAGGAACAAAGUACCAAAAUACGAAAAAAGAAAAGUGAAUAAAAGUAUAAAAAAUAUAAUGUAAAAAUAUAAGAAAACUAAUAUAUAUAAAUGUUGGAUGUUAUCAGUAACACUAAAAACAUUAUUAUACAAUGAUGUUACACUACUGACAUAGUUUUCCUUCUUUGAAAAGGGUUCAUUACGUCACUUAAUGUAGUGUAACAUAUAUGUUACAUAUAAGUAAUGUGUUCCUUGUGACACGCUACAUAAUCUCAGAUUCACCAAAUCAAUAAACUGCACUCAAAAACAAA
Molecule: messenger RNA, 4789 nt
Organism: Triplophysa rosa
Lineage: Eukaryota; Metazoa; Chordata; Actinopteri; Cypriniformes; Nemacheilidae
Product: NACHT, LRR and PYD domains-containing protein 12-like
Exons: 14
Coding region: 366-3659 (1097 amino acids)
Molecular function (GO): protein binding
Source: RefSeq, a predicted model, not a curated record